CCGGGAUGCAGCAGUCCAUUGCAGCACCCUUUCCUCGGACUAUAAUAGCAGUUAAAGUUAGCGACUUCUUCCCGAACUUUUAGGCAACUAUCGGGACUGGAAUGGAACUGCGUCUGGUACCGUAUGCAAAUAUUUGUGCUGACGUAAGAGAUCAUGUGGUUUUUGGCGUAGAUCCCCCGUGAACGAGAAUUUUUUCUACUGUUGUCUUUAGGAAUCGGUAGAAUCUUUAGAAUUAAUCCCUGUAUUCGUUCUAUUCAUCGAUAUAAAAGAACCAGGUUUGGAACCGUACGCUAUAUAAUCAACCAUCAUCAAACGCAGUGGACAGUGAAUGAGAAGCAACGCAUGGAUAUGAUUCAGUUUUCUUCCCUAGACAAGGUCCUGUAGGAAAGGAAAAUCUGAGGUCAGAAUGUCUGUAAUGAAGUUGCAUGAAGUGCCCCAUUGGAGCUGACACUGAGUCAGCAAGAGACUCCAGUGCAGACAGAAGAGGGCAGAGGACGGCUCCCUCCUCAGCCACUGAUCCGCCCUCCUCCCCAAUCUGCCAAAGUUCCAUUGUAAGGCCCAUACCCCAUUUGCCGUUAUGGCUAGUCGAAGGAAGUCAACCAUCCCAUGCAUGAUUCGAAUUAAUGAGAUGAUUGAGCAGGAUGACUCUGAGGACAUGGACGUCUCCUCUAAUGGCACGGUGGAGAAUAACUCGUCCCAGACUCUGCCCACUGCAGAGUUGGCUCCGGAGAGAGAGAUGGAGAUGGAGAUGGAGAGGGAGAGGGAGAAGCCAGAGGCAGAGACUCGGCUACAGCGGAAGCAGCAAGGAGGCUAUGAGUGCAAGUACUGUCCCUUCUCCACGCAGAACCUGAAUGACUUUAAAGAGCACGUGGACUCCAACCAUCCCAAUGUCAUACUGAACCCUCUUUACUUGUGUGCAGUGUGCAAUUUCAACACAAAGAAGUUUGACACCCUGACAGAGCACAAUGAGAAGUAUCAUCCCGGGGAAAACAACUUCAAGUUCAAGCGGAUCAAAAUGAACAGCCAGACCAUCCUGGAGCAGACAAUCGAGGGUUUAAAUGGUGCAGUCGGCCAUGACGCUGCUACUGUUCAAGGUGCUGAGGGCUUUGCCACGUUCCCUUUGGGCAAAUCAGCCACCGGGAAGAUUGGCAAGCCAAAAAUGGACAACAAACAGAUUUUCCACAAAGGGGAAAAGUUGGAGAAUCAUGUAGAUGCGCUCAUCACAAAAGACCAAAUCACUGCUGUAAACGUGAACGGGACUGUUAUCAUCCCUGAAGCGACUAUAAAGGAAGGGCUGUCUCACGUUAUGCCAUUAUUGCAGCGACCACCGAAUUAUAACAUGGUACCAAAAAUCGCUGUCCCACUGAACACCACCAAAUACAAUCCCUCGUUGGACAGCAAUGCCACCUUAAUCACAUCCUUCAACAAGUUUCCCUACCCAACCCAUGCUGAGCUUUCCUGGCUGACGGCACAAUCCAAGCACCCAGAGGAGCAAAUCAAAGUCUGGUUUACCACUCAGCGGCUAAAGCAAGGUAUCACCUGGUCCCCGGAGGAGGUGGAGGAGGCCCGUAAGAAAAUGUUUAAUGGCUCCAUCCCACCUCUGCAUCAAACCUUUACUGUUCUGCCUAACCCAUUGACCCAGCCAGCCAAAGUCACCCAGCCCCUUAUUCAGACUGUCCCAUGCCAGCUCCUUGGACAGUCUAGCUUAGUGUUGACGACUGUUGCCAAUGGGUCAACCAUGACCUGUCCUCCUGUUACACUGACUGUAUCAAACCAAGUGGAAACCUUCAAGAGGCCCUUGCCAGCCCCAACAGUGGCCCCCGAGGUGAAGCGCUCCAUGGUCGGGCUGAAGGCAGCACCGGUGUUGGGCUUUACGGGGAAGAGGCCCACUCCAGCCCAGGUGGCAGCCCCAGAUGUGAAGCGGGGGAUGUCCGGUUCACUUGGGGCCCUAGAAGGGAAAUGGCCCAUGGCACCCCCAGCAGUGCCCCCUGAAAUGAAGAGGUCCAUGGCACCCCCAAUUGUCCCAGAAAUGAAGCGACCCCUUGUAACCCCAGUUGUUGCACCUGAGCUGAAACGGCCUAUGGGACCCCCAUUAUUGCCCCCAUUAUUGCCCCCAGUAUUGACUCCUGAAACUAAGCGCCCUGUACUUUCCCCGCUGAUCGGCCCUGAUGGCAAGUGGUCUCCAGGUCCAAGUCCUGAACUCAAACAGACCAUAAUAGCCCCUGUGAUGUCCUCUGAAGUGAAGCGGCCAACCAUCAUAAAAUCCAUUCAGCCUUCUCUCAAGGCAGCCUCCCCUAUCCCCAGCUUUCCCUUGGACUGCAGGAAAACAAGAGAUCACAUCACAGAGAUGCAAGCCUGUCAAGUCAAGAACCAGCUUCCUGAAGACAAGGAGGUACAUCGGCUAAUCGAGACCAGCGGUGUCUCCCAGGCUAACAUGAAAAACUCUUUUAGUGACAAGCAUUAUCAUAACCACAAGGCCGCGCCACUUUUGGCUGUUGAUCUUCUGCCGAAAGACAUGCUGAGAAAAUCUAUCCCCACUCAGUUUCCUCUUUUGGAGAGAGUCAAAGGGAAGACCUCUGAGCAGCUCAAGAUUUUAGAAGACAGUUUCCAGAGGAGCAGCUUUCCAACACUUGGUGAAAUUGAUGGCCUUGUGACCGAAACCAGACUUUCCAAGAAUGAAAUCAACAGCUGGUUUUCGGAGCGCCGAGCCCUGCGGGAUAACUUGGAGCAAGCCCUCCUGAACUCCAUGAGUUCAAAGAAGGCACACGUCGAAGAGAGGCAGCGAAAAGGAAUGCAGAAUGGCAUUCACGAGCUGGAGGGCCAAACCAGGAAGUCCCCCCUUCCCAUCGUCGCUCCUCUCACAUGUCCCACGGCUAUAGACGGAGCAUCACUGGGGCAGCUCAAAAACGUUUUUGCACUAACACGGUGGCCUUCACCUGAGGAAUACAAUAACCUGGAGGUCCAGACCGGCCUGGCCCGCACGGACAUCGUCCGCUGGUUCAAGGACAGCCGGCUGGCCCUAAAGAGCGGGACCUUAGAGUGGAUGGAGCUGUUCCUGAAACUGAGCGACAAAGACCAGAACGGCCUGGGCUCACCAGCAAGCACUGAAUAUACCCAGAGUAUCCCCAGACAGUACUACCCGGACGGGAAGGCACAGCGAGACAAGGAUGUCAGGAAGUUCACAGAAGGUGCCGCACUCAGCAGCCAGGAAAUCAAAAACUGGUUUGCCAACAAUCUGGGACAGAAUGCAUCAGACAGCAAGAAUGGCAUCCAGGACGGACGAGCCAGAGAGGAUCAUGGGGGCUGGGUGAAAAUGACGGUUGGGGUGGACGGAGGUUUAACUGGACAGGAGAUGGUCUCGGAUACAGAAAACGUGGCAGAAGACAUCUCCGGGAGGGUGACAGGAUAAAGUAUACACCAGUUGGGAACGGUGGGAACUGUCCUUUGCACAGAAGAGGGGAAGGAAGGAAGGACAGAAAUUCUAUUUUUCGUAUUUCGGAACCAAUGAUUUUACAUCUGCACUGUCCCAGCUAAAUGCACAGCGUUCACACAACAUGGCUGUAAUGUUGAAAUGUCUGCUACAACAUUACAUGAGGACUGUGGGAGCAUUUUGGCUGAGCUGAGAUGUAAUCAGAGGCACAGUGAGUGGACUCCAACUGACCAGGAGGUUACCGUCGUGUGCCAAAGCUGGACUGCUGCAUUAUUACACUUUUAAAAAAAGGGUCCUUGUAAAUAUUUUCUGUAUUGCAACAGAUUUGUACAAUUUUGGGGGAAUUUUGUUACAUUUGUAAUAGGAGUGACUCGUCCCUUUAUGUUCCAGCUGGUCCUUACAGUGGUAUGUACUGUGUUUUGUAACAAGACACCAUGAACCACUACAUCUGUUGGCAAUACUCUCAGUAACUCCAUGUUACAGUGCCCAGCUUCAUUGUUUUCUGUCUGGUGGACAUUCUGUAAAUCCAAUCCAAGCUGCCUGUGUGUGCAUGGAGUUCUGUCUGAAACUUUGCAACAGUUUUAUUUUUGCAAAGAACGCCUUGUCCUUGAGAUCAAGUGAUGUUGUGGAUCUCCUGAAGACAACUGUUCCUCGCCAUAGGAACAAGGUGCUCCGAGCUGCACAGGCCUUUCCGCCAGGAAACCUGGGAAAAGUGGGAAAGGAUUUUCCCGAAACAAUCCGGACACAUGCCGCACAUGCCAUUUCCUUUUGUUCUAGCGUAGUCGCCAUUAUUAUUUCUCAGAUGGACACUUCAGCACAUUAUACAUGUUGGCUUUCUAGGAGUACUCUACUGCAUGUAGUACUAGUUCCAUUUCAACUAGCGCAAACAAAGGCCCGGUAACAGAUACACACGCUCUUUAUGUUACGCUUCGGAUGUAGUCAUGUUCGGACAUAAUAUAUUAAGAAUACUGUGCUUCAACCAAGAAUCCUGCUUUUUUAAAAACCAGUUGCUGUCUGCUGUAAUCCAAUAAAAAAAAAAAAAAAGCCCUAUUUAAAAGUUAA
Messenger RNA from Conger conger (European conger), 4492 nucleotides. RefSeq names its product zinc fingers and homeoboxes protein 2-like. The coding region runs from base 578 to 3409 and encodes 943 amino acids. Gene Ontology annotation, biological process: regulation of transcription by RNA polymerase II. The record is from RefSeq and is a predicted model, not a curated record. Lineage: Eukaryota; Metazoa; Chordata; Actinopteri; Anguilliformes; Congridae. Gene Ontology annotation, molecular function: DNA binding; DNA-binding transcription factor activity, RNA polymerase II-specific. The transcript is spliced from 4 exons. Gene Ontology annotation, cellular component: nucleus.